AUGAGAAACAACUGCAAAAAAACUGAGGCGGCAGCUCUUUGUGCAGGUGGCCGCCUGGCUGCAAGUCAUAAAUUAGCGGAACGCCCAGUCGAAGACGAAAUCUAUGGAAGAUCCGACAGCUUUUUCCUCAGUGAUGACAUUAAACACGACUUGUUCAAUAUUUACACUGGGGCUGCUUUAGUGGAACGUGGGUUAAUGCGCGAACCUGUGAAACUAGAAAACGUUAAAUUGUAUCUAUACACCAAACACAACAAAGAGAAAGAUAGUUAUAUUCCACUUGAUAUUACUAACCCAUCUCCGUUAAACAAUCCUCGUGCUAAAAUCGCUUUCAUCAUCCAUGGCUGGCUGGAGCAUAAAGACGUUUCAUGGUACGACGACUUGAAGGAUGCUCUUUUGAAACGGGACAGUUCGUACUACGUGAUUCAAGUAGACUGGUCUGAGUACUCCCACUUGGGGUACUUGUUGUCGUCGUACACAACCAUGGACAUCGGUGCAAUCAUUGGUGAAUUCAUUUCGGACCUUAACAGAAACUACAACAUCCCACUUUCUAACUUCCUAGUCAUCGGUCACUCUCUGGGUGGUCAAAUCUCCGGCUACACCGGCAAGAAAGUGCAAGAACUAACAAACCAGAAAAUCCCAAGAAUCGUAGCUCUUGAUCCUGCAGGUCCUUUAUUUUCGUCUAGACCAGAAGAGGAACGUCUGAACCAACACGACGCCGAAGUUGUCCACGUUAUCCACACCAACGGUGGUACUUUCGGCUACCUGGAUAAGUGUGGUACCCUCGAUUUUUAUCCAAACGGUGGAAGUUUCCAGCCUGGGUGUCUCAAAGCUUUUAUUCCAGAUCUCGAUGGUUUCAAAGACAUUAUAAUUGCGUGUGAUCACCAGAGGAGCUGGAAGUAUUUCACAGAAGCCGUGGCAAGACCUAACUCGUUCAAGGCAAGGAAGUGUAGCAACUGGCUCAAAUUCACAACGAGCUAUUUGUGCGACGACGAGUAUGCUUAUAUGGGCGAUUUGGACACUAAGCAAACUGGAGACUUUUAUCUAGAAACCAACAGCGAAUCGCCUUAUAGUGCUGAAAAGGCGAGCUUCGUGAGAAGUUUUCUUGGAGACUUGUGA
This is a messenger RNA of Zophobas morio, 1116 nucleotides long. RefSeq names its product phospholipase A1-like. The record is from RefSeq and is a predicted model, not a curated record. The coding region runs from base 1 to 1116 and encodes 371 amino acids. Gene Ontology annotation, biological process: lipid catabolic process. The transcript has 5 exons. NCBI's taxonomy places the organism in Eukaryota, Metazoa, Arthropoda, Insecta, Coleoptera, Tenebrionidae. Gene Ontology annotation, molecular function: lipase activity.